AUGGAGGACAGAAUACAGUUCGAUAUCAACGAGUCGCUCAAGUAUUACUUGAGUGACCCGGCCUCUAUUCCGACCCCCGAUGCAGAUCCAGAGCUGCUGGACUGCGAGUCCGAUCCGAAUCAGCUGUCGACGGCGCUGAUUGACAAUGUCUUGAACCCAAUCGUGGACGCAGUCGCGGAGAACCCAGAAGGAUUGACGAGAUCAUCUUUCUUCGAAUCACUGCAAUUCCUGUUAAAGUGCGCCCCAGUCCCUUCCCAAGUCCCCCGCGGAGGCUUCAACCCGCAUGAAACCGACUCUGAACUUUUGAACCCUUGCAGAUACACGAGUUUCCUCCCCACGAGAUCCCUGAGCAAAGUCCUCGACCUGAUCGUCUCCGGAUUGUCUGUUGAAGCAGAUAUUAUUCAUGGCGACCUCGAAUCCGACGAACAAGAGGCGAUUCAACACCACAAGCAGCUCCUGGAGAUGUACGGCUUUCUCCUUCAGUGGGCUCUGUCUGCCGUUGAGGUAAAGGCGGCAGAAAAGCCUGCAGAGUCUGCACCCGCGCGACGAGGCGGACCCAAGUCUAAGUCAAAAUCUGCCAAGGAUGGACAGUGGGACUGGACUCCCCAAAUUCAGAUCUCCAUGGAGACUAUGUGCAAGGUGAUGAAACUUAAGCUCGGCCGUAUCUUUCUGACUACUUCGGACCGCGACACCUUCAUUACUCUGUUUACGCGCACAAUCUAUUUGGUCCUCGAAAGCGAACAGCGAGUGAAGAGCAUGGCUAUCCGCAUGCAUGCCUUCAAGGUUCUUUGUAUUGCGGUUAAGCACCACGGCCAUGCAUUCGGCGCGCAAACCUCGAUUGUGCAAAGCUUGACCUACUUCGAACAUCUGUCUGAACCUAUGGCUGAAUUCCUUCACAUUCUCGCGGAGCAAUAUGAUUACCCCCAGCUUUCGGAUGAGAUUCUAAAGGAGCUUGGAAACAAAGAGUUUAAUUCGAACGAUACACGAGGGCCAAAAUCUGUUUCUGCAUUCAUUAUCAAGUUGUCUGAGCUUGCCCCAAGAUUGAUCAUUAAGCAAAUGACUCUUCUGGCCAAACAGCUUGACAGCGAGUGCCUCAAGGCCUAUACUCUUCGAUGCGCCGUCAUUGAAGUCUGCGGUAACCUUAUCUCCGACUUGAGUCGACAAGAAGAGCCCAGCGAAAACUCCAAGACUCAGAUCAAUGCGUUCUUCGAUGUAUUGGAAGAGCGUUUCCUCGACAUUAACCCUUACUGCCGUUGCCGAGCGAUUCAGGUUCUGAUGAGGAUCUGCGACUUGGAGCAGAAGUUUCCCAAGAGACGACAGGCUGCUGCCCAGCUGGCUGCGAGAAGUUUGGAAGACAAAAGCAGCAACGUUCGGCGGAACGCAAUCAAACUCCUGUCCAAGUUGGUAGCUACUCACCCAUUCAGUGUAAUGCACGGUGGCCAACUCUCAUACAAAGAGUGGACCGACAGACUAGACGGUGUUGACCAAGAGCUGAACGCACUGCGACCCGCGGAGACUCCUGGUUUCGACGGAGACGCCACGACAGUUGAUCCUGAACUGCUAGAUGAUGCAACCCAGAUGCCGGACGACUCACCUUCGAAAGCACCCCGAAUGACGGAGGAGGAGAAGGACGCGGCGAUGCAAAAAGCAGCUGAGCAGGCCGCCACAUCCGAGCUGUUAACUCGCCUGCAGCUUACAAGGAAAUAUUACAAUGAGGCCAUUCGGUUCAUUGAAGUUCUCCACUCGGCUUCCACCAUUGUCUCUCAAUUGCUUUCAUCUCGAAACAAGAGCGAGGUCAUUGAGGCCAUGGACUUCUUCGUCAUGCUUGAUGCCUACAAGGUUGAGACAGCCCGUAGUGGCAUUCGACGUAUGCUCCGUCUGAUCUGGACCAAGGGCAAUAGCGAUGAGGGCAAAGGUGUCCAGACUCACCUGAUUGAUUGCUACAAGGGCCUCUUCUUCGAUGCACCUGACUCCUUCAGCCCCAAUGAUGCGGCGAACUAUAUUGCUCGAAACAUGAUCAGUUUGACUUUUGGAUCAACUCCGGCGGAGCUCACAUGUCUUGAGCAGCUGCUCAGCACGAUGAUGAAGGCUGGUCAUAUCUCAGAGGCAGUAAUCGCGAAGUUGUGGCAGGUCUACAGCAUUCAGAAGAAGGAGAUCUCGAAGACUCAGCGCCGUGGCUCUAUCAUCGUUCUCGGAAUGCUAGCGCUGGCGGACCCCGAGGUGGUUGUAAAGGAGAUUGAGGCGAUGCUGCGCAUUGGUCUGGGUGGUUUGGGGAGAUCCGAUCUUGUGCUCGCAAAAUACACUUGUAUUGCUCUCCGGCGCAUGGUCCCUGGCCGUCAGGCCAAGUCGAAGGAUGUCGUCACUGUACCCAAGCUCGCCAAUGAUCACUCGGCCCUAAUCAAACUUGCUGCCAUCCUCGAGAUCGUUUCCGAAAGCAAGGAAUGGUACGGUGUGGCCGAGCAGGCUAUCAGUGCUAUCUACGCUCUGUCCAAGCACCCUGAUGUUCUCUGUUCGGACAUUCUCCGACGCAAGACUCGAUUUGUCUUCCAGCCGCACCUUCAACGGCCGUCGUCUUCACACACCACCGCCAGCGGCGAAGAACAACGGCCAGGUACUGCCGAUACCCAGGAACAGAAUGCAAAACGGAAGCCGUCAUCCGCUGCUCUCUCGCAACUCCUGUAUGUCGUUGGUCACAUUGCUAUUAAGCAGAUCGUGCAUCUUGAGCUGUGUGAAUUGGACUUCAAGCGCCGCAAAGCUGAGCAGGAGAAGACCAAGACAGCAGAGACUGCUGCUCAAAAGAAUGGCGAAAAUGCGGAAGCCGAUGAGCUGGAUCUUAUUGGAGGAACCACGGAAGAUGAUUUCCAAGACGCGAUGGCCCACAUCCGAGAGCGUGAGCUUCUGUACGGAGAAAACUCGCUGCUCGCGAAGUUCGGUCCGUUGGUGGCGGAGAUCUGUGCAAACAACAAUGCCUAUGCGGAUCGUGACCUGCAGGCAGCAGCAACUCUGUGCAUGGCGAAGCUUAUGUGUGUUUCUGCCGAGUAUUGUGAGAAAAACCUCCCGCUCCUAAUCACAAUCAUGGAGCGCUCUGAAGACCCGAUUGUGCGCAGCAAUGCUGUCAUCGCGCUUGGCGAUAUGGCCGUCUGCUUCAACCACCUCAUCGACGAAAACACUGAUUUCCUGUACCGCCGUCUCAAUGACGACGAGGCCUCCGUUAAGCGUACUUGUCUCAUGACCCUGACUUUCCUGAUUCUUGCCGGCCAGGUCAAGGUCAAGGGCCAGCUUGGCGAGAUGGCCAAGUGCCUGGAGGACGAUGACAAGAAGAUUGCCGAUCUGGCCCGUAUGUUCUUCACGGAGUUGGCCACCAAGGAUAAUGCCGUGUACAACCACUUCGUCGACAUGUUCAGUCUGCUGAGUGCCGAAAGGAACUUGGAGGAGGCUUCUCUGCGGCGCAUUGUCAAGUUUCUCAUUGGUUUCGUCGAGAAAGAAAAACACGCCCGCCAGCUCUCAGACAAGCUGGCUGCUCGUCUCCCGCGCUGCGAGACCGAGCGCCAGUGGAACGAUGUCGCCUACGCGCUAUCAUUGCUGCCGCAUAAGAACGAGGAGAUCGCCAAGACCGUCACCGCUGGGUUUAACAAGGUGGUUAGUGCGCCGGCGAGCGCGCCUGCCAGCACACCCGCCAGCACGGCGCCUGUUAUUGCAUCGGCUUAG
Penicillium canariense is the source of this 3708-nucleotide messenger RNA. Its product is annotated as condensin subunit YCS4. Lineage: Eukaryota; Fungi; Ascomycota; Eurotiomycetes; Eurotiales; Aspergillaceae. The transcript has 5 exons. The record is from RefSeq and is a predicted model, not a curated record. Gene Ontology annotation, cellular component: condensed chromosome, centromeric region; nucleus. Gene Ontology annotation, molecular function: histone binding. Gene Ontology annotation, biological process: meiotic chromosome condensation; mitotic cell cycle; mitotic chromosome condensation. Bases 1 to 3708 code for a protein of 1235 amino acids.